CGAGUAUUAUAAAUAUUAUAAGUAUAGUGAUUUUUGACUAACUUAUUGUAACUUUUUUAUAUCACAUACCGUUGAAACAUUAAUAAGUUAUUGAUAUGCAAGCAAUUAAGUGUGUAGUAGUUGGUGACGGAGGUGUGGGUAAAACAAGUCUAUUAAAGUGUUAUACGACGGACAAACUCCUCGACGACCUCUAUAACGGUUGGACGGCCUAUAUUUCUGACUAUUAUUCCGCUAAUGUGAUAGUCGACGGAGAGUCCGUUAAUCUAGACCUCUGGGAUACGAUUGGUCAGGAGGACUACGACCGACUGCGGCCCCUAUUAUACCGGCAAACCGACGUUUUUCUCAUAUGCUAUUCGGUGGACAACCCGUCGUCCUUUGAAAACGUACGGAUCAAAUGGUAUCCGGAAGUGCGACACCACUGUCCCGACAAACUCAUUAUACUGGUGGGCACUAAACUGGACCUCCGGGACAAUCCAGAAACACUAUACAAGCUUAAGGAACGUAAACAGACACCCAUUACUUACCCCCAGGUCCUGGCCAUGACUAAGGAUAUCGGCGCCGUUAAGUACUUGGAGUGCUCGACCCUCACAGGGGAAGGCCUUAAGGAUGUGUUCAAUGAAGCCGUACGUGCCGUCCCAUGUCCUCAGGUCAAGCCUAAUAAAAGGAAGCACUGUGUUGUACUAUAAGCAAGAUCAUUAAUUUGACAUUAACCCUUUACAGUAUUUUAGCUAUUUAGAAACUAAAUUAUUAAAAAUUUAAGUUUAAAAAUACAAAUUAUAUGAUUUAAUGGAGACAUUUUAUUAAU
This is a messenger RNA of Oppiella nova, 805 nucleotides long. Lineage: Eukaryota; Metazoa; Arthropoda; Arachnida; Sarcoptiformes; Oppiidae. The record is from the annotation of a GenBank genome assembly.